CGCGUUUUCUUCCUUGCUUCCUUCCUUCCUGCAGCCUCGGCCCUUCUGCCGUGAAAAAGGAAGAUGAGAAGCGGCUCCGGUGUCGGCGGCGGACACUGAACCGACACCGAACCGAACCGAGUCCAAGAGCGGCGGAAUGGCGGAGCAGCGGCCCCUGACCCCCCGGAACCAGAGCCCCGACGCGCGGACCCGACCUUGAAGGCGCCGGAGCCCCGGGAGGAGCCGAGCACCGGAGGAGCGGGUGGAACUGCAGCCUGCCGGGCCGAGCCGGACCGAGCCGGGACCAGCCAGGCCGAGCCGAGCCGAGCCGGGCCGGGCCGGGACCAGCCGUCGGAUCCUGCCCCGCUCAUGUAGGUGCGGGUCUCCAUUCGAACCCAGACCAGACCAGUCCGCCCCACUUUAGGUGAUCAUGGAGCGUUCAGACUCCAUCCAGUUGGACAUCCCAGACUUCUCCAACUCGGUUCUGUCUCAUCUGAACCAGUUGCGUGUCCAGGGCCGUCUGUGCGACAUCGUGGUCAACGUUCAGGGUCACAGUUUCCGGGCCCAUAAGGUGGUCCUGGCCGCCAGCUCUCCGUACUUCCGGGACCACAUGUCCCUGUCCCAGAUGAGCACGGUGUCCCUGACGGUGAUCCGGAACCCGUGCGUGUUCGAGCAGCUGCUGUCCUUCUGCUACACCGGCCGCCUGGUCCUGCAGCUGGCGGACAUCAUCUCCUACCUGACGGCCGCCAGCUUCCUGCAGAUGCAGCACAUCAUCGACCGCUGCACGCAGAUCCUGGAGGGCAUCCACCUGAAGAUCAGCCUGGCGGACCUGGACCCGGACCCGGACCCGCACGAGCCGGACCCCCGGGACCACGAGGCCCGCGGGACCAGGACCGGACGCACCCUGGAGGCCGCCGUACGAGGAGGAGGGGCUCACCACGGCGGCCUGCGCAUCCUGGGCCCGCGGGGGGGUGGGGGCGGCGAGGCCCGCGAAGCCCUCAGCCCCACAGAGGAGCCCCUCAGCCCCCCCCCCGCGGAGCACGGCGGGACGGAGGGGCCCGGCGCCGCCAGGACCAAAGAGCCUGUCCUGAGGAUCAACCGGGCCGGGCAGUGGUACGUGGAGACCAGCAGCGAACCGGAACGGACCGGCAGCGCCGAGGAGGGGGGGGGUCUGGUGGACGGAGUCCGCAUCAAGACAGAGAGGAUGGACGAGUGGACGGGGGCGGAGCACCAGGACGAGGGUGGGGCAGAGGAGGGGACCACCGUCAUGAUUGACACGUCAGGACGCAGCACGCUGGUGACGGCGCCGGUUGGAGGAGCCUUAGGGGGGCGGAGCAUCCAACCGUCCAGCAGCUUCAGCGAGACAGACAGGUUCAGUCCUACUGGCAGUGUGGUCGUCCUCUCCGAUCGUCAGAGAGCGAAGAGUGAAUCUCCGAGCCGAGUGGACGAGCUGAGACAGCCCAGCUCCCAGGGGGAGGAGCACGCGGCCUUCGAUAUGGGCGGUUACGAGGACUACCUGAGGGAGCAGGUGGGCGACCGCUGGUACCGCUACAACCCCCGCCUCACCUGCAUCUACUGCUGCAAGUCGUUCAACCAGAAGGGCAGCCUGGACCGCCACAUGCGUCUGCACAUGGGCAUCACGCCGUUUGUCUGCCGCAUCUGCGGGAAGAAGUACACCCGCAAAGACCAGCUGGAGUACCACAUCCGCAAGCACACGGGCAACAAGCCCUUCCACUGCCACGUCUGCGGGAAGAGCUUCCCCUUCCAGGCCAUCCUCAACCAGCACUUCCGCAAAAACCACCCGGGCUGCGCGCCGCAGGAGGCCCACAGCGCCUCCCCCGAGACCACCACCGCCUCCGUCACGUCCAGGGGGGGGCCCAGCGAUGAGGCCUCCCCCAGCCAGGAGGAGCCCGAGGGUGGGGGCGGUGGCCAGUACGGCGAGGGUCCGCAGGCCUCGGUGUCCACGACAGGACCCGACUGA
Sphaeramia orbicularis (orbiculate cardinalfish) is the source of this 1960-nucleotide messenger RNA. It is a transcript of the gene zbtb37, whose product is annotated as zinc finger and BTB domain containing 37. NCBI's taxonomy places the organism in Eukaryota, Metazoa, Chordata, Actinopteri, Kurtiformes, Apogonidae. Gene Ontology annotation, molecular function: RNA polymerase II cis-regulatory region sequence-specific DNA binding; protein binding; DNA-binding transcription factor activity, RNA polymerase II-specific. Gene Ontology annotation, biological process: regulation of transcription by RNA polymerase II. The record is from RefSeq and is a predicted model, not a curated record.